This is a messenger RNA of Aphanomyces astaci, 819 nucleotides long. RefSeq lists its product as hypothetical. The record is from RefSeq and is a predicted model, not a curated record. The transcript has 4 exons. NCBI's taxonomy places the organism in Eukaryota, Oomycota, Saprolegniomycetes, Saprolegniales, Verrucalvaceae. The annotation marks the transcript as partial.
AUGCGCCGGCGUACGCAAUAUCCGAUUUCUACCAAGCUCGAAGCAAUCGGUCUCCUCGAGUCUAUGUCCUGUCACGAGGUGGCGAGAGUACUGAAAGUCCCUCGGCGCACAGUUCGCAGCUGGCUGACCCAGCGCUCCGAGCUACUGGCGUACGACGGCAACAAGAAAAACAAUAAGCUCGAGCCAUGUGGCCGCUACGAAACCCUCCAGAUUAAAGUGAACCAAAGGGAGUGGUUGCUCAACUACCUCGCAACUAAAAAGCCGGAUGCUGCCUACAACUCACUGCUCAAGCUACUGCAGCGAUUUUGCAAGCGCCACGGCUUCUCGCGUCAACUUCGUGGCGGAAGCUCCAAGAUCUCCGCUGGUGAGAAACACUCGAUGCGUAUGACCGCAGUCCUGACUGUGCGGGCUGACGGAACGAAACUGCCGCUGAUGUUCAUCAUGCGUGGCACACCUGGUGGUCGGAUCGAGUCCUCGGAGUUCCCAACUUUUCCAAGCGAACACUACUAUGCUGUUCAAACCAAGGCCUGGAUGUGUCAGUACCUGCGGGAGGUGCUGGGGGUGCUGGGGGAGAGCAUCGAAGAGCCAUCCGUUGUUCACAUGGACAACUGCGAGUGCCACGUCUCUGCGGCAUCGUACAAGAUCAUGUACGAGGAAUUGGUCAUGGCGCCUUUCAAGCGCAACCUCCGCAACUUGUGGCUCCUCGAGGAGCACAUCAUUGGCGACGACGAAGAUCCGUACUCACUCACCGCUCAGCAAAAACGCAUGGCCAUGAUGCAGCGUACCAUCUCUGCGUGGGAUAUGGUAUCUGAAGACGUG